AUGCAAAGUGAGAAAGCUGCCUCGCUGUACCAGGUUCCAGUCACGCCAGAAAUUGGUGAGCUCUACCAGGUGCCGGCGCCCUGUAAGUCGGUGCCACAUUCUCCUGUCGAGGUGGCCCUUCAGUGGCUCUACAGUGGUUCUCGAGUGCGCUACGGGGCUCGGGAGCCGGCCCGCUGGGCUGCCGUGGCUGCUGUGGGUGUUGUGCGUAAGGGGCCUCUUCAGCGCUUUGCAGGACCUUGCUGGUUGAGAAUACAGGCGCUUGCAGCGAGCCCAGGUGGUUGGUCUGCAUUGGGCCUGCAUCCGCAAAUUUCCUCGGCCGGCUAUUUCUUGCUGCUACCUAUCUGGGCGCCUGUUGCCCUGCCAUCUCUUGUAAUUACAGUUGAACCCCUAUAA
This is a messenger RNA of Akanthomyces muscarius, 393 nucleotides long. RefSeq lists its product as uncharacterized. Bases 1 to 393 code for a protein of 130 amino acids. The record is from RefSeq and is a predicted model, not a curated record. Lineage: Eukaryota; Fungi; Ascomycota; Sordariomycetes; Hypocreales; Cordycipitaceae. The transcript has 4 exons.